Messenger RNA from Pipistrellus nathusii (Nathusius's pipistrelle), 1434 nucleotides. Lineage: Eukaryota; Metazoa; Chordata; Mammalia; Chiroptera; Vespertilionidae. The record is from the annotation of a GenBank genome assembly.
AUGGGCCCCCAGGCCACCUGCCCUGGCUGGGGCUACCUGUCUGGCCUCCAGGUGAGGACCUGGAUCGAGCCCGUGGUGGCCUCCACGCAGGUGGCCAGCUCCCUCUACGACGCGGGGCUGCUGCUGGUGCUGAAGGAGUCCUUAGGGGCCAGGGUCGCCAACCACAGCGCCAGCACGUCGCCCCGGGGGGCACUUGAGGACCAGCAGCAGAAAGCCAUCUCCAACUUCUACAUCAUCUACAACGUGGUGACGGGCCUGACGCCCCUGCUGCCCGCUUACCUCCUGGGCUGGCUCAGCGACCGCUUCCACCGCAAGAUCUCCAUCUGCGUGGCCCUGCUGGGCAUCCUGCUGUGCCGCCUGGCGCUGCUGUUCAAGGUGCUGUGGGACUGGCCCGUGGAGGUGAUGUACUGGGCCGUGGCGCUGAACGGACUCUGCGGGGGCCUCUCCGCCUACUGGGCCGGAGUCAUAUCCCUGGGCUCCCUCGGCUCCUCCGAGGGUGGCCGCUCGGUCCGCCUCAUCUUCAUCGACCUGAUCCUGGGCCUGGGGGGGUUCUGUGGGAGCAUGGCCUCCGGGCAUCUCUUCCAGCAGAUGUCUGAGAAGGCCUGGCAGGGCCUGGUGCUGACGGCCUGCAGCGUGAGCUGCGCCUCUUUCGCCCUCUUCUACAGCCUCUUGGUCCUGAAGGUCCCCAAGUCGGUGGCCAAGCCCCGAAAGGCACUCCCCACGGUGGACACGGUGUCUGGCACGAUCGGCACGUAUCGCACCCUGGAUCCCGAUCAGCCAGACGUGCCCAGCGUGGCGGGGCAUCCUCAGUCUCCUGGGAAAGCGAGGUCCCCCAAAUCCAUGAUUGUCCUGCUCUUUCUGGGCGCCAUCAUGUACGACCUGGCCGUGGUGGGCACGGUGGACGUGAUGCCCCUGUUUGUGCUGAGGGCGCCUCUCAGUUGGAACCAGGUGCAAGUGGGCUACGGGAUGGCCGCGGGGUACAUCAUCUUCAUCACCAGCUUCCUGGGCGUCCUGGUCUUCUCCCGCUGCUUCCGGGACACCACCAUGAUCAUGAUCGGGAUGGUCUCCUUUGGAUCGGGAGCCCUCCUGCUGAGUUUUGUGAAAGAGACGUACAUGUUCUACAUUGCUCGAGGCGUCAUGCUGUUUGCCCUCAUCCCCAUCACAACCAUUCGGUCAGCAAUGUCCAAACUCAUCAAGGACUCCUCGUAUGGAAAGGUGUUCGUCAUCCUGCAGCUGUUCCUGACUCUGACCUGGGUGGUGACAUCCACGAUGUAUAAUAAGAUCUAUCAGGUCACCAUGGAAAAGUUUGUCGGCACCUGCUUUGCUCUCUCCUCCUUUCUCUCCUUCCUGGCCAUCGUUCCAAUUGGCAUCGUGGCCUAUAAACAAGCCUCAUGGUUGAAACAUGCAGACAUCACAGAGACAAAAAGGUGCUGA